Messenger RNA from Cuscuta epithymum, 1158 nucleotides. Lineage: Eukaryota; Viridiplantae; Streptophyta; Magnoliopsida; Solanales; Convolvulaceae. The record is from the annotation of a GenBank genome assembly.
UAGCUUUGCUUCAGACAAAUGGACACAAAUUUGGAGUCUCUCAUAGAUUCAAAAUCUGAUGAAGAGAUUGAGACUUUGCUCACAAUUAGGUUAAACAGUGAGUAUAAUCCCCUUCGCAAAGUUAAACCUCGACCCCAAAGGGUAUCUAAAUUAAAAGGUCAUGAGUGGGUGGUUGAAGUGUUAAAUGGUCAUCCAAACACAUGUUACGAUUUAUUUCGUAUGGAUAAGCAUGUUUUCAGGAGUUUGUGUGAGGAGCUUAAAAGAACAGCAACAAAAGACUCAAAAUAUUUAUCUGUACAAGAGCAACUAGCCAUAUUUUUAUUAAUUAUUAGUCACAAUGGGCGACAAAGAUAUGCUGCAGAUCGAUUUCAACAUUCCACGGACACGAUUUCUAAGUACUUUAGAAAGAUUCUAUUCGUUAUUUGUUCUAUUUCUAAGCACAUAAUCACCCCUCCUUCAUUUGAUGACACGCCUCCGGAGAUAAAGAACAACCCUAAGUAUUAUCCAUUCUUCAAGAAGUGUGUAGGGGCUAUUGAUGGCACUCAUAUUUCUGCGCGCAUUCCAGUUCGUGAACAAAUUCCUUAUCGUGGAAGAAAGUUUGAUACUACUCAAAACAUAAUGUCUGUUUGUUCAUUUGAUAUGAGAUUUACAUUCAUAAUGACUGGUUGGGAAGGUACAACAAAUGACUCUAGAAUUUUUUUGGAGACUGUUAGUAAUCCAGCAAAUCAUUUUCCUAUGCCUCCACUAGGGAAAUAUUAAGUUGUUGAUUCUGGCUAUACUAACAUGCCUGAUUUCCUUAGUUCAUACCGUGGAGAACGGUAUCAUUUGCGUGAUUAUAGAGAAGGUCCAAAUCCACGAGGCCCUGAAGAGAUGUUUAAUUAUAUGCAUUCCUCAUUACGUAAUGUCAUUGAACAUUGCUUUGGAGUUCUGAAAGCUAGAUUUCCUAUCCUCAGAGAUAUGCCUGCUUAUUCAAUUAAGCGUCAAAAAUAUAUAUGUCUUGCUUGCUAUGUGAUUCAUAAUUUUAUAAGAAUGCAGGGAUGUAUGGAUGAAUUAUUUGUUGAAUAUGCAAAUGAAAUAGUAGAACUUGAAGAUGAGGAGACAAACAAUGGAGUUGAAUCUAGCGGUUCGCAUGAAGCUAUUAAUAUUGCUCCAAGUCAA